Molecule: messenger RNA, 331 nt
Organism: Staurois parvus
Lineage: Eukaryota; Metazoa; Chordata; Amphibia; Anura; Ranidae
Source: the annotation of a GenBank genome assembly
GAUUGGACCACCUGAAUCACAUGAUAUGGAGGGGAUUGGAACACCUGAAUCACAUGAUAUGGAGGGGAUUGGAACACCUGAAUCACAUGACAUGUAGGGGAUUGGAACACCUGAAUCACAUGAUAUGGAGGGGAUUGGAACACCUGAAUCACAUGAUAUGGAGGGGAUUGGAACACCUGAAUCACAUGACAUGGAGGGGAUUGGAACACCUGAAUCACAUGAUAUGGAGGGGAUUGGAACACCUGAAUCACAUGAUAUGGAGGGGAUUGGAACACCUGAAUCACAUGAUUGGGAGGGAUUGGAACACCUGAAUCACAUGAUAUGGAGGGGA